Molecule: messenger RNA, 4015 nt
Organism: Nasonia vitripennis (jewel wasp)
Lineage: Eukaryota; Metazoa; Arthropoda; Insecta; Hymenoptera; Pteromalidae
Gene: pyx
Product: transient receptor potential channel pyrexia
Exons: 6
Coding region: 655-3474 (939 amino acids)
Biological process (GO): monoatomic ion transport; transmembrane transport
Cellular component (GO): membrane
Molecular function (GO): monoatomic ion channel activity; protein binding
Source: RefSeq, a predicted model, not a curated record
AAUCGCGCGACGACAUACAACGUACUAUAGUGAGUAGUGACAGCAGCCGUCGAAGAAUCAGCGAGGGCUCGGUACUCGCGCACGCAGUCAUCGGAAAAUUGGAGCGACGGGCGGUACUGGAUUUCCUCAAAGGAUGUCGCUAUCGCCCAUCGGCGCGGGAUAGAGUUCUUAAGUCUUAACUGCGCUGCCGCGUUUGUGUGUGUGUUUGCUGCAGGAGUUGAGCUUGUUACGGGUCAAUUAAUUCGACACGCGGCUUGCCGCGUAUGUAACGCCGAUGCAGCGGCGUUACAGCGACAAAGAGGAGCUGCCGAAAGCAUCGAUCGCUAAAAAUACACCGAAUCCGUUUUAUAAACAUCCGAGAACACAUGCCAGCUUUUAAGUAUACACGCAAAGCGGCCACGCUCGCUCGAGGGAGAGAGCGAGGGAUAUAAUUUUAGAGUAUUAAGAAGCGAAGGAUGAAAAGAGAGGCUGCGUCUGAUACUUGUUACAGAGCCGCAUAAACUCGCGCGCGCGGCAGAGAGAGCAUGAGUAAAUACCGUUGACCGCAUUCGUUUUCGCGCGCUCAUCCGCCGCGUGCCGCUGCCGGUGACUCGGCGGGCUGAUUGUUUCACCAGCUCGUUUCUUUCCCGUUCACUGCAGUACACUGUCCCCGUCAUGUCGAGCAGCAGAGGCAAGGCCGGCUUCCUCGACAAGCUUGCGGGCCGGAGCAAGUCCGGCGGCAGGGCCGGCAACGACGAGACCAAGGACCAGCCGCCGACGAUCUUCAUCGAUUGCGAGGAUGAGGAGCAGAUCUGGAUGGACAACAUGGACUCGGACAGCAUCUCGUCGGAGGGCAGCUCGGGCUCGGCGGUCUGCCUCCGCCACCGGCCCAGCUCGCACCAGCAGCUCUGGGACAAGGAGGAGGUCAUCCUGUCGCUGACCAAUCUGCCGGCCGGCGAGGCCGCUCUCGCCGUCCUGCCGAGCCUCUGCGGCGAGCCCCUGGACCAAGUGGCCGACGAGAUCGGGGACAAGACCGUCUCGCAGUCGGCCGAUCUCUCGGCCCUCAUUCCGCGAUUCGCCAACGGAUGCAUAAGGAAAGCCUCGCUGAUAGCGGAGAACGAGUCGGCGCUAUCCUCGACGCCGGCGGACUUGAUAGCCAACUGGCCGAACACUUGCCUCCUGGUGGCCUGCUGGAUCGGCCACUCGGAGCUCGCGAAGCUCCUGCUGGACAAGGGGGCGCAGGUCAGCUAUCGCGAUGCGGACGGACGAACGGCGCUGCACCUGGCGGCGAGCAUCGGCUCGGUCAAGAUAACGGAGCUGCUCCUCAAGCACGGGGCGGACCCCUGCGAGUGGGACUUCAAUCGCAAGUGCACGGCGCUGCACUGCGCGGCCGCCGCCGGCGACGUCGACACCGUCCAGUGCCUCAUCCGGGCCGGGGCCGACGUCAACGCCGGCCUGUCCGGCAAGAGUCCGCUGCACUACGCCGUUCAGAACAACGCCGAGAGCUGCGUCGAGGCGCUGCUGCAAGCUGGAGCCUCGCCAAACAACCCGCAGGUGUACACGGAAACGCCGCUGCACGUGGCGGCGGGCCUCGGCUCGGAGGAGUGCAUGAAGCUGCUGCUCAGUCACGGGGCCGACGUGCGCGUGCAGUUCGGAGCCGCCCGCUCGACGCCGCUGCACCUGGCCGCGGAGGAGGGCAGCCCCGAGUGCACGAGGCUGCUGCUCGAGGCCGGCGCGCUGCCCGACGCGAACAACUCCCGGGGACAGACGGCGCUGCACCUGGCGGCGCUGGCCCAGUCCUCGGAGACUCUGGACAUCCUGAUAGCCGGCGGGGCCGACGUCAACGCCGAGGACGACAACGGCAGGAGCCCGCUGCACGCCGCCGUGGCCAAGGCCGUCAGGGGGAGCGAGCUCGUCCGAGCCCUCAUACAGGCGGGCGCCGUCGUCAACAGACCCGACAAGUUCGGCUACACUGCUCUGCACAUCGCGGCCCUGAACGAGAGCUCGCCCAUAGUCAUCCUGCUGCUGACGAAGGGCGCGGACGUCACGGCGAGGACGAAGGGAGGCGUGUCGGCCCUGAGCUUCAUCAUCCGAAGGACCCCGGACGUCCUGCCGCGCUUCGUCGGGCGCCUCGACCAGGCGAUCUCCCUGCACGACCACGAGCUCGGCGACGUCGACUGCGAGCUCCGGCUGGACUUCAGGCCCCUCGUCCCAGGCGGCCGUGGCGAGAGCGACCUGAUGCUCUGCCUCGUCGAUGUCGGCCAGCGGCAUGUCCUCAAGCACCCGCUCUGCGAGAGCUUUCUGCACCUCAAGUGGCUCAAGAUCCGGAAGUUCUUCCUCUUCAGUCUGAUAUUCCACUCGAUAUUCGUGGCCAUCUUCACGGGCUACAUCGCUUGCACCUUUCUCUGGCAGCUGCCGAAGCUCGGUGGCGUUCUCUUCUGGUUCGUCCUGCUCUUCACCGUGCUGCUCGCCUCGAAAGAGAUUUUCCAAGUGGCCCACGGCAUCUGGGUCUACGCAAAGGGCUGGGAGAACGCGCUCCAGUGGAGCGUCAUCCUCACUUCCGGCAUGGUCCUGAUCAAGCCGGUCGCCGACUGGCAGCAUCACGUCGCCGCCGUCGGCAUCCUCCUCGUCUGGGUCGAGCUCAUGAUGAUAGUUGGUAGGUUUCCAACGUUUGGACUCUACGUCCAGAUGUUCACGCAGGUGGCCAUUAAUUUCUUCAAGUUCCUCGGAGCCUACUUGUGCCUCAUCGUCGGCUUCUCGCUCGGCUUCAGCGUCAUGCACAAGAACUACAAGUCCUUUCAGAAUCCACUGGUCGGGCUGCUCAAGACCAUCAUAAUGCUAUCCGGAGAGCUCGAGUUCGAGGACGUAUUUUUCGACGAAGCGGCGCCGGUACUUUACGCCGGCACCUCCCAUCUCAUGUGGCUGGCCUUCGUCAUACUCGUCACGGUCAUUCUGGCCAAUCUGAUGAUGGGUUUGGCAGUCUCGGACAUCCAGGAACUGCGCCAGUGCGCCGGCCUCGACAGACUGAUCAGGCGAGCCGAGCUAGUUGCCCAUCUGGAGAGUCUACUCUUCUCCAAACUGCUCGAUUACGCGCCGAGGAGAAUCGUCAAGGCCUGCAGAAGUAGCGCGCUGCUGCUGCAUUUGCCGCACCACUGCGCGAUACACAUUCGGCCGAACGAUCCUAGGGAAAAAAGAUUGCCCAGAGAACUGAUUAAAUCGAUCUAUCGGCUCGUGAGCGAGAGGAAAACGAAAAGUAAAUCUUGCGGAAACAACGCCUCCAUUCGCAGUUUGAACGGGAACGGAUACAGCUCCCACAGACUGAGCCGACUCUACAGCAACUCGUCAUUCAGUGAAUUCAACAGGCAGCAGCUCAGUGACUUAGCCAUGGAAUUGAAGAAAUGCUCUUUGACAAUAGGUGCGAGGCUCAACGCGUUAACUUCGAAAGUGGAAGCUAUCGCUAAAGAAAUAGACGUGGCGACCCAAUUGCAGGAAUGAAAGAACUUGUCGACCGUUUCGAGUUAUUUUGAUAAUAUAUCCCUAAGCAAUUCAAACAUUCUAUUUACUUCUGGACAAUGUUCCACUUAUCAAUAUGUUUGCCAUGCUAUAUUAUUAACUAAUUAUACUUUAGCCUAAGAUUUCCUAACAGCAAGAGAACUUACCAAUAACUUUGCUCUAAAGCUCUCCCCAUUCUGCAAGUGUAUGCUUGGAUUGAUUCCUGGUAUAUCUGAUAGAACGACAUCUUCUACUUUUGCAUUAUUGAUGACCUUUACAGAUUUUCUCUCUGACAGCACUGUAUCAACUGCAUGCAGAAGUACAUCAUUUUCAACAAUGUAUGCCAGUUCAUCCGCGAGGUGAUCUUCGUUGAACGUUAUCAUGGCAUCGGAGCAGGCAUCCCAUACCUAUGAAACAAAUGAGGAUGUGAGCAAAAUUGUUUGAAUUCUUUUCUCAGCGCCAAAAUAAAAUAUGGAAAGACAAUAUGUUUUUGCUAAUGAAUAUUUUUAUACAAAAAUAUUAAAUAAACAUUUUUCACUCUAUA